AAACAGUACCUACUCACUUAUAUUGUACCUGUCUGAAAUUCUUUUUUGAGCCCUGUUCAUCCAUAUUCACUGAUUGUUCUCUUCUCCCCGAUUUAAUUCCAUCGUCUGUCACUAGGUAGGUAAUAGGCGUCAAAGUAUUACAUUUCCAAAAAUUUCUCCUAGAUAUUGAUAACCAAAAAUAAGAACUAAUGAAUUACAUUAUGAUCUAUCUGAAAUCAUUUGAGCAGAUGGAUCGAUCGCAGUGGAAUGUUAUCUACUUAGGGGGUCCAUAUUAGUAGAAAUCAUCAACGUUUGAGGGAAAUGUUCGCGCAGCAGGCACACCAUGUCUCUUUACCUAUUGACAAGAACGGAUUAAAAGACUCCUCAAUAAUGCUGUCAUUAUCGCAAGUGAUCUUUGUUUGACACAAUUUUGCUUAGUUUUUCUGCUGAUUUUUUUAUUUAGAAUGUAGGCAAAAAUAUGAAGCUUUUUAUUGGAUUUGUGAUAAUAGUCACCAGCACUGGUGCUGUCUUAUCCUUCUCGUCUGUGAAAGCGGUCAUUUUUGACAUGGAUGGUCUUCUACUAGACUCAGAAGAGGUAUAUUUCAAGGCACACUCAGAUGUUUGCGAGAGGUUCACUAAAACUUACACGAAGGAAGUUAAAAUUAAAGUAAUGGGUACACAACCAAAUCUUUCAGCUAAAACUAUAGUGGAUACAUUAAACAUAAACAGCACACCGGAGGCUUAUCGAGCUGAAUACGAAAAAUUAAUCAGUCAGCGAUUAAUUUCGAUAGAUUUUAUGCCAGGUGCUCAGAAAGUUAUAAGGCAUCUUACCUCCCAUCGCAUUCCAAUAGCUCUUGCAACAAGUAACACCGCACCAUUUUACGAAUUGGCAACUAUGCAUCAUAAGCCCGUAUUCAACCUUUUUGAGCAUAUUGUUAUUGGGGGAAGUGAUCCUGAAGUUAAAAACGGGAAGCCUGCACCUGACAUAUUUUUAAUUUGUGCGAAACGUUUCAAAGAUCCUCCAAAGGCAGAGAAGGUGCUUGUGUUUGAGGAUGCUCCUCAAGGCGUGCUCGCGGCUAGACGAGCCGGAAUGCAAGUUGUGAUGGUGCCGGAUCCUACUUUGCCAGGAGAAUAUCAAGUUAAUGCAACCAAGGUUAUUCCCACGCUGAAAGAUUUUAUACCAGAAGAAUUUGGCUUACCCCCUUACUGAUAUUGUGGCAAUAAUUAACAAAGAAAAAAUUUCAAACAGUAUGAGUGCAUGGCUCUAUGAACCUUUACAUCUAGAAGGAAGGCUGGCUAACUUUGUCGAUAGAUUUUAAAAUUUGGAAAAAAGAAAAGUAGAGAUGAGCAUGUCUCUAAAGUAGUCAUGAACAAACCAGAUAAAACUCUUUAUAUUCUACGGGACUUUUUAAUGAUGGAUACAACAUUGAAAGAUCAUUCAGAUCCCACCUAUUGGAAAUUGUCAACUCAUUAUAGGAUAAGAGAGAUUUUUUUUGGUUGAAAAGCUCUUUUCCGUUAGCACCUAAACAAAUUGUGAUUUUUUUUUUUUUCAUUUUACUUAAAAUGAAAAGAAAAGUGGUAUUACUAGUAUACAAUAAAAUCCUAGGUUUAUACCUGAAUUAAAUAAAUUAUGCCCAGUUACAGCGCGUAUACUGGCUGUAGAUUUCUUUGAAACUGAAAGAUGUCAAGUGACAUUUUCCUUAAAAAAAAACCUGAGACACUUGUUUCAAGUGAAUUCGUUUCGCUCAAAUCCGUCAGAGGACAUUCUAAUGGCAUGAUGACAUGUUUUAAUGAUUGCCGAUGGCACUAGAGUCGAAACUAUAGUUUAAAUUCAUUUCGACACAUUCAUCGACAGUACAGUUAAAUGUGCAAAUAAUGUUUUUAAUUGUAUGUAAUAUGUAAUUGUAUGUGUUACAGUAACUUGUAAGCAAACCGUUUAAGAGAAAACUUUUUUCGUGUGCCAAUCUAUCGAUUUUCCAUUGAAUGUAUACUGAAAUAUAUAAGUAAAUUUAAAGGGCAGUGUCUUUUUGAUAAGAUUUUUCACAAGUUUCCUCAAAUAUUGGUGUCUUAAAAAGUAUAGAGCUGAGCUCUGUGGACGACGUUGAUUUUAUUUUGUUUAGUGUUUAAUUAUCAAUUGUAGUCUUAAUGGUAACACGAAAAAUUCGUGACUCCAACUAUUUUGACUCACAAAUAAUGGUGCUGCAUAUGCGAUCAAAUGAAGGGACUUUGAGAGAUUGCGGUGAUCUUCAACAAAGCAGUCAUUUAGAGUGCUCGCGGAGGGAGAGUUUGUCCAUUUGUAACUCCCUUUUUUAUUGAUCGCAGGAAAUAGGCUAAUACGGUAUUAGCGGCCGUAAGUAAUUAUUGUAAAUUUGAAAAUUUUACUGAAUUGUAUCGGCAGCUAAAGAAAAUUUAGUGAAAAAGCAUAAUUUACGUGAAGCGUGAAAAGCUAUUUUAGUAUUUAUUCCCAUUAGUAAAUUUCGUCUAAAUUUCCAAAAGUUGUCUUUCCUCCGAUAAAAUAUUAAUUUUUGAGAAGAGUUAUGCAUAUUCUCUCUCAAAAUUUUUAGAUAUUAUGGAUGAAAUGGUGAAUGAAAUUCCGUGAAAAAUCGGGAUAAAAAUAUCCACAUGUUUUUCAGUAAAUUAACAUUUUAUCUUUGGAAAUUUGGCAAAAUCUCUAGGCCCAUACGGCGUUUUCCCUUUACAGCAGAAAGCUGUCAUAAUUCAUGAUACGCAACAUCUGAAAAUCCCAUUAAAAUCCAUACUACCCGUAAGAGAGACCAGUAGCGAGGGUCUAAAAUUAUUUUUCUCCCCAUUAUUAUCAACAUACCUCUGACCUAAAAUUACACCAUAAAUUAUAGUACUGAGAUGAAUCCACACAACUCCAAUAAAGAUUAUAUGAACUU
This is a messenger RNA of Bemisia tabaci, 2879 nucleotides long. Its product is annotated as pseudouridine-5'-phosphatase. The record is from RefSeq and is a predicted model, not a curated record. Lineage: Eukaryota; Metazoa; Arthropoda; Insecta; Hemiptera; Aleyrodidae. Gene Ontology annotation, molecular function: phosphatase activity.